Molecule: messenger RNA, 357 nt
Organism: Symbiodinium sp. CCMP2592
Lineage: Eukaryota; Dinophyceae; Suessiales; Symbiodiniaceae
Source: the annotation of a GenBank genome assembly
GCCACUCGAAAGGAGACCUCCACCGCCGUGGCGGAGGAGCAGUCGAAAAUGCAGGAAGCCUUGGAGAAGAAGCGCCAGGAGCUGCAAGACGCAGUGACUGUGGCUUCCUCCUUCCUGGCGGGUAGCGACAGCCAGGAAGUGAACGAGCGUGUGAGCAGGAGCAUCGAGCCCUUGGCCAGACUGGAGGUGGCGAGGCAGUCGGAAACUGACCCACAGGCUUGCUCUGCGCUGUCCACUUCGCUCCUGCGCGGGGCUGCUGCCCUCAAAGAGGGGCAGCCGGAUGGGAGAGAGACGCUGCUGCAGGCUGCUCAGAACGACUCCUCCGGCUUUGUGGCGAAGUUGCUGGCCGCACUUCCC